Molecule: messenger RNA, 512 nt
Organism: Cokeromyces recurvatus
Lineage: Eukaryota; Fungi; Mucoromycota; Mucoromycetes; Mucorales; Mucoraceae
Product: histone-fold-containing protein
Exons: 2
Coding region: 96-407 (103 amino acids)
Biological process (GO): nucleosome assembly
Cellular component (GO): nucleosome
Molecular function (GO): protein heterodimerization activity; DNA binding; structural constituent of chromatin
Source: RefSeq, a predicted model, not a curated record
UUUUUUUUUUUCUUUUCUGGUUUUUGGUUUUUGUUUUCUUUUUCUUGUUUUCUUUUUCUUUUUAAUUACUUAAAGUUACAAAAAAGAAGAAAAAAAUGACUGGUCGUGGUAAAGGUGGUAAAGGUCUCGGAAAGGGAGGUGCUAAACGUCAUAGAAAGAUUCUUCGUGAUAACAUUCAAGGUAUCACUAAGCCUGCUAUUCGUCGUCUUGCUCGUCGUGGUGGUGUCAAGCGUAUCUCUGGUCUCAUUUAUGAAGAAACCCGUAGUGUUUUGAAGGUCUUCCUUGAAAACGUCAUUCGUGAUGCUGUUACUUAUACUGAACACGCCAAGAGAAAGACUGUUACUUCCUUGGAUGUUGUUUACGCUCUUAAGAGACAAGGUCGUACUCUUUAUGGUUUUGGUGGAUAAAUUUUUACCAGCUAAGCUAUUCAAUUUUAAAGAACAAAUGUUAUUUACAGCAAAUAAAGGUCAACCAAAAUACUAAUAAAUAAACAAACAAACCAAUCAUGUUCC